CGCUCCCGGAAGCAGUUGCCGGACGUCAUGACGUCGCCGCUUGUGACUUGACGAAAUGGAUCCGAGAUCAGCUCGCGGAGGAUCCGAGAGUCGGAGGGUUUCCACCGGAGGAUAAAACACACACACCCCCCCCGCAGACACACACUCACACACAGCCGCAGGUUCGAUCCCGCAGCAGCAGCAGCCAACUCACACACCGCGUGAAAUGAAGAGCUCGGUAGGAUGAACAGCAAUCAAGAUGAUGAGUUUGUUGCAGUGCGGGUCCAAGAUCCCCGCAUUCAAAAUGAAGGCUCGUGGAAUUCACAUGUGGACUUUAAAAUAUUCCUGCAUACCAACAGUAAAGCCUUCACAGCCAAGACGUCCUGUGUGCGGCGGCGCUACAGCGAGUUUGUGUGGCUCAAGAAGAAGAUGCAGAAGAACGCUGGCUUGGUGCCCGUCCCAGAUCUUCCAGGAAAAUCCUUCUUCUCCUUCUGCAAUGAGGACUUUCUGGAGACGAGGAGGAACGGACUUCAGGCCUUUCUGGACAAAGUGGUGAACAUGACCGUGUGCCUGUCGGACAGCCAGCUCCACCUCUUCCUGCAGACCCAGCUGCCGGUCGGUCACAUCCUGGACUGCGUUCAGGGCCACACCCCGUACUCGGUGACCGACGCCAUCCUCACCUACGCCUCGUCCAACUGGGGCUUCGCUCAGGCUCAGGAGGAGGAUUCCAUCAAGGAGCCGAGUUUGACCGUCUCUUAUGAGUCCAUGGAGAGUCCGGCUCCUCAUCAACCAGUUCUACAAGCUACAGAGACGCUCAGGCCCGAGCCGCUCUCCUGUGGAGACUCUGACCCUCUGGCAGAUUUACUGGAGCUCCGUGAAAAGGACCAGACAGAGUUACAGCCCGAGGAGGAAUCCUCCAUAACCAUCUGCCAGAGGAGCGACCAUCUAGAGGCCGUGGUCGAGUGUGAAGCAACAGAGGCCACCUUCUACCUGGGUGACAUCCAGGACGAGAGCCUCGCAGAACAGACCCAGCAGAUGAGCUGCCAGAUACAGACACCAGUGGAGGUGCACUCGCCCAUGGGGACUGGUUUCCAGAAGGGCUGUGAGGUGGUUUGUGAGCUUGAGAGUGCAGAAGAAGAGGAAGAGGAAAAAGAUGUGACUUUAGAUACAGAAGAAAAGACUGUUUGCCUUUCAGAAGUGGAAGUAAAGACCGAUCAGCUGCUCAGUCCUGAGGAGACACAUAUAGAAAAUGUCGCCUGUGAGCCAGAACAAUGUAUAAAUCCUGAAGUAAUAUUAGAUUUUAAAGACAAUGACUGUGAGAAUACGAUCAUAGGAAGUAGUGGCAGCUCUCAGGAGGAGGUUCUGGAAGUCGUCUGCUCUGAGAGGCAGGUUCUAGAAAACCACGUCACCUCUGAGCUAAACCACGCUGACGCCACGGAGGGUCAAGUUCCACACGUCCGCUGUGAGGAGGAGUCAAAGAAAUCAGACAGCGAAGAAAGUUCUGAAUCUGAGAGCGAAGAGGAGACGACACCUCAGUCAAAAAUCCACGUAGAAACUGAGGAUGUGAAGAGCGUCCCAGAGGAGGACAGUCGCAGCGGCGUUCAACAACUGGACCAAGUUGAACAGGAAGUGGAUUUAGUGGGGACCAAGGAUGACAGCGACGAGGACACGCACUCGCUGCCGUCCUCUAACGAGAGCAUCGUCAAGGUCAGCGACGAGGAGGAGAGCAUCUGUGACGACACCGAGGAGUCGAUCCAGGCUGUGAACGGCUUCGUGAAGAUGUCCGACGUGGACGCCUCCAGCCGGAACAUCUUGGACCUGCAGAUGAACGGAUUCCCUGUGGAAAAAGACGAGCUACACUACUUCACACCUCUGGACCUGAACUCCACCGAAGCUGGUGGAGACUUGACUGAAAGUGGAGACUUCAGCGUCCUGGAGAGCAGCUGCGUUCCCGGAGCAGCCGACGCUAAAUGUGCGGAGGAGGAAACUCUGGAAGACUCACGAGGUGCAGGUGAAGGUUUAACAGCUGCAGUGACACCCGCGGUCCACGAGGCGGCUGAGGGACACGUCCUCUAACAAAGACUCAGUCACACACAGAUUAACGAGGUUCAUGGGCGGAGCUGUUCAGAUUGUUGUGUUUACCUCCUGAUCCGUUAGAGUCCGACGAGGACAGAGACGUAAGAUAUUUAAGAAACCACUCAGACGUUAGGCUCAAGUUGUUUUUAAAAUAGAGUUUAUUUAAUUUUAAACUAUUCUCUUCUUUUAAACUCAGGUACACUAAACACUGGCACCGUUUUUCUCCUCUGCCGUAAUGAUCGGGAUGGUUCCCCCCCCCCGCUCAGGUUUACAGAAACAGACGAGAUGCAUCUGGUUUCCUGAUCAGAAGCUCGAGGUUUUAUUGUUGUAUAAACAGAAAGUGAAUAUUUCUAGAGCUGAAAUUACUUUAUUAAAUUAUGACAAACACAUUUGAAUUAAAGGAUCAGUUGUAAUUUACUCACGUGAGGAUUUGAUUUUUUUUUGGGAUACGCAAUGAAAAUCUCUGGGUUUUGGACGGUUGAUCAGGUCAUGUGACAUCACCGAGGUCUGUGGGAAGUUAAACCAGGCAUGUUUCACCAUUUCCUUCAUUCAUAGACAAAAUUAUUAGUGAGUUGAGGAACAAUAAUCAGCAGAUUGAUAAGUGGUUGCAGCCCCACUUUCACAGUAAAUACAUCUGCUGUGCUGUGUUGCCCAUAAGCAGGUUCCUUCCUAACGCCCGCGUCUCACUGGAUGUUUUUACAGCACGUGGCGGCUGCGUCGCUGAUCCUGCUUUAACGAUAAAAUCCUCGUUAAGCAAAUAAAUGGAUCGACAGGAAACGCUCGAGUGCUUUUACUUAGAUUUUCACGGUGAAUCGCACUCACACCAGAGACCUGAGAAGCGGCUCGUGGCUCCAGUGGGUCCCGGGCGUAACGUGAUGCAACUGGAAGUGACAGUGGACCAGUCAGUUCCAGUUACCUGCCAAGAGGCUUCAGUUAGAGUCGUCUCAACAGACACUCGACCGAAUGGGGGGGGGGGAGGAAGGAAGAAAUAACGUUAACAGAACAAAGCACAGAUAAAUAUGGUUUGGUUUCAUGAACAAUUAUCAGAAUUGAAUCGUUAAUCGACUUAAUUUACAUCGAGACACUCCCACAACUAACUUCUGGAACACGUUCAGUUCUUUCACUUUAUGUUUCUGACUCAAGACACUGGAGUUCUCUCUGUGAACGGACUUAUUUCACGUCACAACGCACAACGCGUCCUCUUCUCUAACUAAACCACAGUUGAAUAAAGGUGAGCGUCACUGGUUUUGAAUAAAAGCCACACUGACGGGAGUCUAACUCACUGGGGAGCAGUGGAUUCCACGUGGUUCCCUCACACUACUGCUGAGUCUAACUCAUUUAGAUGCUUUUAAAAAGGGACGCACAGCUGGUUGUACCAUUUGAACCUUCAAGCUUUCACUGUUUCACUGUUCAAUGCUCAUAAAUGUGACUAUAGAGGUACAGUAAUCCUAAACUGGGGGAUUUCCUGUUGUUGGAUUGAACAGAUCUGAGUUCAGAUUUCCUUCUACACUGUAAAUGAGUUUGGAGACAAAGCCACUGAUUCUACAGAGACUUGUUUCAUUACAAGGACGAUGACAACCUGAGACGUGUCCAUGUAAACAUAGAAAAUAUAAUUUACUUUAUUUCAAAUCGCUUGUGUUUCGUCUUUAUUGUGUCACGUGUGACUUUGUGUAUUUCUAUCAACACACAUCUCGUGCUUUUAAUACACGAUGUUGGAGCAAUCCUGACCCCUAGUGGGUGGAAAUGGAACAAGAUUAAUAAUAAAACUGAAUUUAAACAGUAAA
Molecule: messenger RNA, 3839 nt
Organism: Hippoglossus stenolepis (Pacific halibut)
Lineage: Eukaryota; Metazoa; Chordata; Actinopteri; Pleuronectiformes; Pleuronectidae
Gene: snx11
Product: sorting nexin 11
Exons: 7
Coding region: 223-2055 (610 amino acids)
Biological process (GO): intracellular protein transport
Molecular function (GO): phosphatidylinositol binding
Source: RefSeq, a predicted model, not a curated record